AUGGAACUCCUUCGUACACUACCCUUAAAACCCGAGGGGACUCAGAUUGCGAUAUUCUUUCGCGCAACGCCACUACUGAUUAGGAGUACCGAAUUAGGGAAGUUGAUUAGCACUUUGGAACCAAUUACGGGGCAUAUCCUCGGGCUUUACAACGAAGGCGGCGUUUUCAAAUGUUAUCCCCUUGAUUCUGACGCCCAAGAGCCCAGCCCACCUAUCAAUGCACACGAGAUAGCCUGUGCACCAGAUGGGAGGACGUUCAUCACUGUCACGAGAAACCGUCCUCUCCAAGUGUUGAACUUCGACAACUUCACUCUCCUCUUUUGUUUGAGCUGCGAAUCCCCAGUAAUGGUAAUCACCCUAAGUGUCGACGGACGCCGGAUCUACGACCUGACAGAGUCCUAUUGGAAUGUUUGGGAGCCGAACUCGCUCAUUCGUACGGCUGACGCAGAUGAGAUUGACAGUGAGACAUCCGGAACCCUCUUACUCGGCAUUGGGCAUGGCAAGUAA
Molecule: messenger RNA, 507 nt
Organism: Colletotrichum gloeosporioides
Lineage: Eukaryota; Fungi; Ascomycota; Sordariomycetes; Glomerellales; Glomerellaceae
Exons: 2
Coding region: 1-507 (168 amino acids)
Source: RefSeq, a predicted model, not a curated record